This is a messenger RNA of Penicillium verhagenii, 510 nucleotides long. RefSeq names its product GNAT family N-acetyltransferase. The record is from RefSeq and is a predicted model, not a curated record. Gene Ontology annotation, molecular function: N-acetyltransferase activity. Bases 1 to 510 code for a protein of 169 amino acids. The transcript has a single exon. NCBI's taxonomy places the organism in Eukaryota, Fungi, Ascomycota, Eurotiomycetes, Eurotiales, Aspergillaceae.
AUGGGAAGCACAUCCACAAAUCCAGGCUACAUUCUCCGAAACCACCGCCCAGGAGACAUAGGAUGGAUCAUCCACCGCCACGGGGUCCUAUACAACCAAGAAUACGGCUGGGGCGAGCGCUUCGAAGGCCUUGUAGCUGGCAUCGCCGCAGACUUUAUCAAGAAUUUCGAUCCCCAAGCAGAACGCUGCUGGAUCGCCGAGCGAGAGGGCGAGUUCCUCGGAUGCGUUAUGCUUGUGAAAGAUGAUUCCCCGGCCAAACAUGCGGCAAAGAUUCGCCUGCUUCUUGUCGAGCCUAAUGCACGUGGACUCGGGCUGGGAAGGGCGCUGGUGCGGCAGUGUACGGAGUUUGCUAGGGAGGUUGGGUAUUCUCAUGUUGGGUUGUGGACGCAGAGUACUUUGGUCCGGGCACGGCAUAUUUAUGGGAGUGAGGGGUUUGUGCAUGUCAAGACUGAGGAGCAUUCGUCGUUUGGGAUUAAGUUGGAAGGGGAGCUUUGGGAGUUGGAGCUGUAG